GCCAUGUGACCGGCCGCCGCCGCCCCAGGCCCGAGGAGCGGCGGGGGGCGCCAUGGCCGAGCGGGGCCGCCCGGGGCCCGGCGGCGCGCCCGGCGCGCUCGGCACGCCCGUGCCCAUGAACCUGUUCGCCACCUGGGAGGUGGACGGCUCCAGCCCCAGCUGCGUGCCCAGGUUGUGCAGCCUGACGGUCAAGAAGCUGGUGGUCUUUCGGGAGCUGGAGAAGGAGCUCAUCUCCGUGGUCAUCGCCGUCAAGAUGCAGGGCUCCAAGCGGAUCCUGCGGUCCCACGAGAUCGUGCUGCCCCCCAGUGGACAAGUGGAGACGGACCUGGCGCUGACAUUCUCCUUGCAGUACCCCCACUUCCUGAAGCGGGAGGGGAACAAGCUGCAGGUGCUGCUGCAGCGGCGGAAGCGCUACAAGAACCGGACCAUCCUGGGCUACAAGACGCUGGCGGCCGGCGCCAUCAACAUGGCCCAGGUCAUGCAGCAGCCGUCGGAGGGUGGCCAGGUGCUGGGGCUCUGCAGCGGCACCAAGGAGGCGGCCGUGAGGGUGGCCGAGGUCUGGGUCUUCUCGCUGUGCAGCCAGCCCGUGGACCACGAGGACAGCGCCCUGCAGCCCGGGCCCAAGGCCAAGUCCGCGGACAACUACUCGGAGGAGGAGGACGAGAGCUUCUCCUCGGAGCAGGAGGCCAGCGACGACGCCGUGCAGGGCCAGGACCUGGACGAGGAUGACUUCGACGUGGGGAAGGCGGAGAAGCAGCGGCGCUCCGUAGUCAGAGCCACCUCCAUGACCAGGCAGCAGAAUUUCAAGCAGAAAGUGGUGGCUCUGCUGCGGAGGUUCAAAGUGUCGGAUGAGGUCCUGGACUCGGAGCAGGACCCGACGGAACAUGUCCCCGAGGUGGAGGAAGACCUGGACCUCCUGUACGACGCGCUGGAGCCCAGCGACAGCGGCCCCGACAUGGACGAUGACGACAGCGUCCUUAGCACCCCGAAGCCGAAGCUCAGGCCCUACUUCGAAGGCCUGUCGCACUCCAGCUCGCAGACGGAGGUGGGCAGCGUCCACAGCGGCCGCAGCCAGAAGGAGGCCGCCAGCCCGACCGAUGUGCCCGAGAAGACCCGGGCCCUGGGGGUGAAGCUGCCCAGCGACAGCGCCUCCGACCUGGUGGCACACCACAGCGGCCCGGGCCCCGGGGAGCCGCCGGCAGCGCCCCAGGACAGCCCCGAGUCGGAGACCAACAGCCCCGACGUCUUCACCGAGAAGCGGCCGCCCAGCGGGCGCAUCACCAAGACCGAGUCCCUGGUCAUCCCCUCCACCAGGAGUGAGGGCAAGCAGGCCGGCCGCCGGGGCCGUAGCACGUCGCUGAAGGAGCGGCAGCCGGCGCGGCCGCAGAACGAGCGGGCCAACAGCCUGGACAACGAGCGCUGCCCCGACGCGCGCAGCCAGCUGCAGAUCCCGCGGAAGACCGUGUACGACCAGCUGAACCACAUCCUGGUCUCCGACGACCAGCUCCCCGACAGCAUCAUCCUGGUCAACACGUCCGACUGGCAGGGCCAGUUCCUGUCGGGCGUCCUGCAGCGGCACACGCUGCCCGUGGUCUGCACCUGCUCGGCCGCCGACGUGCAGGCCGCCUUCUGCACCAUCGUCUCGCGCAUCCAGAGAUACUGCAACUGCAACUCGCAGCCGCCGCGGCCCGUGAAGAUCGCGGUGGCGGGCGCCCAGCACUACCUCAGCGCCGUGCUGCGGCUCUUCGUGGAGCAGCUGUCCCACCGCACGCCCGACUGGCUGGGCUACAUGCGCUUCCUCGUCAUCCCGCUGGGCUCGCACCCCGUGGCCCGCUACCUGGGCUCCGUGGACUAUCGCUACAACAACUUCUUCCAGGACCUGGCGUGGCGCGACCUGUUCAACAAGCUGGAGGCGCAGAGCACCGUGCAGGACACGCCCGACAUCGUGUCUCGGAUCACCCAGUACAUCUCGGGGGCCAACUGCGCCCACCCGCUGCCCAUCGCGGAGGCCAUGCUGACCUACAAGCAGAAGAGGAGAAAGAACUUUCAUUUUGACUUUACCCUCAGCCCUGACGAGGAGUCUGCCCAGAAGUUCAUCCCCUUCGUCGGGGUGGUGAAGGUGGGCAUCGUGGAGCCGUCCUCAGCCACGUCAGGCGACUCUGACGACGCGGCCCCCUCUGGCUCCUGCGUGCUCUCGUCCACCCCGCCGUCCACGUCGCCCGCCGCCAAGGAGGCCUCGCCCACCCCGCCGUCCUCCCCGUCUGUGAGCAGCGGCCUGUCCUCCCCCAGCCAGGGUGUCGGCGCCGAGCUCAUGGGGCUGCAGGUGGACUACUGGACGUCAGCCCUGCCGGCCGACAGGAAGAGGGACGCUGAGAAGCGGGAGCUGCCCGCGGCCAAGACCACGCUCAAGAGCACCUUCCGGUCCCUCCAGGUCAGCAGGCUGCCCAGCGGCGGCGAGGCUGCGCCCACGCCCACCAUGUCCAUGACCGUGGUCACCAAGGAGAAGAACAAGAAGGUCAUGUUCCUGCCCAAGAAGACCAAGGACAGGGACGCGGAGCCCAAGAGUCAGUGUGUGGAGGGCAUCAGCCGGCUGAUCUGCACGGCCAAGCACCAGCAGAACAUGCUGCGAGUCCUCAUCGACGGGGUGGAGUGGAACGACGUCAAGUUCUUCCAGCUGGCGGCGCAGUGGUCUUCCCAUGUCAAGCACUUCCCCAUCUGCAUCUUCGGCCACUCCAAGUCCUCCUUCUAGCCCCCGCGGCCCUGCUCGGGGCACGGCCAGGCCCAGCUGCUUCCUGGUCCCCUUUGGUUCAUGACAGACGCGUAAACUCAGCAAGUCUCCAGUAUGAUGUGCUCGCAGCCUGGACACUAACGGACGCGCUCACGGCCCGCCCCCCGCGCUGCCCUUAACCAAGUGGAGUGGCCGGGGAGGGUCCGGCUUGGGGCAGGAAAGCGCCGCUGGCCCAGCCCCCGUGCCCUCCGGCCGUUUUCUAACGCUUUUCCCAGCAGGUUACAGUGUAGCUCUCAAACACCCUCGCAGCCCACCCAAAGCCCCUCCCGAGCUGCCCCCCCCCCCCGACGCCCACCCAGCACUCAGGUGGCCUCUGCGGCUACCUGCCUGGGGGCCUGCUCAUCCAGGACGGCCAGGGGGACCCUGCAGGGCUGGGCACCUGCCCCUUCAGAAUCCUCGGGUCUCGGGCCAUCCUGACCACCCCUGCUCUUGGGAGCAGCCCCCCCCCCCCCCAGGGGCUGCUCUGUAGACAGGCUCAUCUGGACCGGGGACCCCAGGCCCCACUCUGUGGUAGGCGCUGUGACCCCAGGCGGGUCGCGGGGCAGAAGUGGAAGCGGGCGCCUGGAGGUGAGGAGGGAUGCAGGGACCCACCCUCCCGCGCCACUCGACUGGUUUCGAGGAAGGGCCCCGUGGAUCCUGUCCCUCGCGGGAGGCCCUGCCAGUGGCCCCAGCACACGCCCGACGUGGAGACCUGGGCUGCACUCACCCCCGUGCCUCAGUUUCCCCGUUUGUUCACGGGGGCAGCCACGUUCGCCUGCCUACCUCAUGGAGCUGUUCUGAGGGCUUUGGCCAGCACUUGGUUCCUCAGAGGCAGAAGCUGCAGAGGCCAGAGUGGUCUGUGGGGGCGCCCGGUCGGGACGGCCCGUGGGUCUGCAUCGAGGCCUCGGGUUGGGCCAGUGGGCCGGGCAGUGGCAAUGCAGCAGUGGGAGUAGCGAGACUCGCCCUGCCCGGGUCCAGCCCUGCCCCAAUGCCGCUGUGUUCCCAUCUCCCCGGGGUCGCGCAGGGGCCUGGGGCUCCCGGCCUUGCUGCACCGGCCUGGCUCGGGGUGAGGCCCAGCUGCCCUCGGUCAGGCCUUUGUCCCAGGCCGCCUGCUGCCGAGGGCUCCUGCCCGGGCGUGGGGGGGGGGGGGGGCGGGCCGUGCACCCCUGCAGACCGUGCAUCGCUGGUUUCUAGGGUGUGUGUUGCUAGGAUUUUUUUAACGCAAAACAGGAUUAAUGUAAAUAACCUUUUGGGGGAACAGAUUCUAAUCUGUCACAGACGUGACUGUGGACUAUUUUAAGGUGCUGAUGCGACAGAAUAAACCUGGAGACGCA
This is a messenger RNA of Sorex fumeus (smoky shrew), 4101 nucleotides long. It is a transcript of the gene PACS2, whose product is annotated as phosphofurin acidic cluster sorting protein 2. The record is from RefSeq and is a predicted model, not a curated record. Gene Ontology annotation, biological process: protein localization to plasma membrane. Gene Ontology annotation, molecular function: transmembrane transporter binding. The coding region runs from base 53 to 2749 and encodes 898 amino acids. The transcript is spliced from 25 exons. Lineage: Eukaryota; Metazoa; Chordata; Mammalia; Eulipotyphla; Soricidae.